This is a messenger RNA of Wasmannia auropunctata (little fire ant), 459 nucleotides long. Its product is annotated as potassium channel subfamily T member 1-like. Lineage: Eukaryota; Metazoa; Arthropoda; Insecta; Hymenoptera; Formicidae. The transcript has 3 exons. The record is from RefSeq and is a predicted model, not a curated record. The coding region runs from base 1 to 459 and encodes 152 amino acids.
AUGUCUGCUUCCAGAGUUCGCGUUGAGUAUUAUGUGAACGAGAACACAUUCAAGGAACGACUGCAGUUAUACUUCAUCAAAAAUCAACGUUCGAGUUUGAGAAUACGACUUGCCAAUCUUUUCUUCAAACUCUUAACAUGCUUCCUGUAUAUAUUCAGAGUUAUUACCGACAGCGAUCCAACAUACGCAGCAUGUUACGGUUGCCUAGCCGGCAACAAGAGCGAGAUUCUCGCGUCGCAGACCUUGACGGAGGAGGAGUUCCAGGAGCACCCGACCAUCAAUUGGGAUGCUAUCCUGUGGGUCAGGAGACCUUUAGAGUUGUGGGUUGUCCAAGUCAUCUUGGCGAUGGUGUCGUUAACCGAGGCUCUGUUGCUCGCCUACCUCGGUUACAAGGUACGUCAUCCUUCCCUCUUACAAAUAAAUUCCGUUUUUAUUACCCGAUAUUCGACUGCUGCCUGA